Poecilia reticulata (guppy) is the source of this 3854-nucleotide messenger RNA. Lineage: Eukaryota; Metazoa; Chordata; Actinopteri; Cyprinodontiformes; Poeciliidae. The record is from RefSeq and is a predicted model, not a curated record.
AGUAAGUCCAACAUGGCAGAUGGAGUAGGUCUUGCAUGGUGACUAAAGCAACAUUUCAACUGAAACGGACAAUUUAAACUCCACUCCGCCACGGGACAGCCACCAUGAGGGAGAGACAGAAGAAAAAGAAGGGCAGGACGUGGGCGGAAGCCGCUAAAACGGUUUUGGAGAAGUACCCUAAUACUCCUAUGAGCCAUAAAGAGAUCCUGCAGGUGAUCCAAAGAGAGAGGCUGAAAGAAAUAAGAAGCGGAACCUCGCCGCUGGCGUGCCUCAACGCCAUGCUGCACACAAACUCUCGGGGUGACGAGGGCAUCUUCUACAAAGUCCCGGGCAGGAUGGGAGUCUACACGCUAAAGAAGGACAUCUCGGAGGGCAUGAAGAAGCUGUCGGAGGAAGGCUCUGACGAGAGCAGCGACAAUCUGUCGGACUCCCGAAGCUCGGAGAACAGCAGCACCGUUCCUCCAGAGGGCAGGAGAGGACGGUGGAUGCGGAGAGUCCCCUCCAAGCUGCAGUCACAGCCGUCGUCUCCACAGCCACAGUGCUCAUCGCCUCCCGUCUCCUCCAGUAAACUCAUCUCUCCCUCACAGAAACACAGCAAGAAAGCACUCAAACAAGCGCUGAAGCAGCAACAGCAGAGAAAUCAGCGCAGACAGGGUGGCAUGCCAGCCAUCUCCAGCUCCAGGCUGCUACUGAAGACCAUCAAAGACAUGGCAGAAAACAUUACAACAAAGACUGAUUUAUGCCACCCUGUCGUACCCAGAAAAGUUCCUCAGAGGUCCGAUCGUCUCAGUGCAGGGCAAAUAAAACGCACAAAGUGUAAAAUAGACGUGGAAACGCCAGACUCCAUUUUGGUUAACACCAACCUGAGAGCUCUCAUCAACAAGCACACCUUCUCUGUCCUGCCUCCCGACUGCCAGCAGAAGCUGGUCAAACUUCUGCCUGAGGUCGACCAACAGGCUUGCUUGGACGGCCUUCUGAAGGUUACGAGCUCGGCUUUAAACAAUGAAUUCUUUGCAUCAGCAGCGCAGUCUUGGAAAGAGAGGCUGGCUGAAGGGGAAUUCACGCCCGAGCUGCAAGUCCGAAUGCGUCAGGAAAUCGAGAAGGAGAAGAAAGUUGAGCACUGGAAGGAGGCUUUCUUCGAAAAUUACUACGGGGAAAAUUCAGGCCUCAGCUACGAGGAGUCCAAAGAGCUGAUAAAGCCCGAUGGCAAUAAGGAGCCUGUCAGGCGCCGCUCUCCUGUCUGCCAGACAAAUCCAGCCGCUCAGCCUCCGGAGGACAAGAAGAGCGCCAAGGACUGCGUUCAGACCGAAGCUACCACGAGAGACAAGAAACCAGCGGAGAAAUCCCCGGACCCUCCGAAGGAACCACCCCGACACAAAGAGUCCGUCCCCGCCACGGAGCCCAUGAAGACGCGUCGGUCGCAGCACGUGGAGGAUCGAAAGCUCAGCGCAGCCGCUCAGACCGGGCCGGCAACGACGGCGGCUGCAAAAACGCUUGAAUCGGAGAAACCGGCCGAGCAGAGCCCAACUGAAACACUUCACGAAAAGCAACAGAAGGGGGAGAAAGAAGAAGAAGAAAAGAAGAAACUCCCCGAGUCGCCCGUGAAGAAGAGCCCCCCGCUAAAGCCCAGCGCGGAUGUAAAAGAUGACCAGCCGGUGACCGCGGCGAGACCUGCUGCGGGCGACGAAGAGGUCGCUUCAGAGCCCGGCGCCGCCUCGGACGCCCACAAGAGGAAAACCCUCAGCGAGACGGAGGGGGAGGUGACUCCAGAGAAAAGGCCCCGUUUGUCUUCCGUUUCCUCCGUGUCGUCGGUCUCCUCUGCGUCGUCCAUAUCCAGCCCCGCCACGCCGUCUCCGACAAGUCAGAGGGUCCCGCCGCUCAAGAUCCCAGUGUCACGAAUUCUUCCUGUCCCUCUGUCACCAAGCCAAGUCUCACCAAAGACUCCUCUCCAGGGCCCGCUCAGCAGCCCGGGCCACACCGGAGCUCGCACGCUGGCUUACAUCAAAGCCAAAGCUCAGCUCGCCCGAGCGCAGCGCGUAGCAGCCGCUGCCGUGUCGUCCGCGUCGAAGGGAGCAGUGCCGGGCCCGGGGCCGGGUGGAGGUAGCGGUGGCGAUCACAGGCAGCUGUCACCCAGCCCCAGCCUCAGCCCAACUUCCCCACAGGCCUGCACCAGAUUACCAGCCACCAGCAGCAGCAACCAAUCCAGUGGGCUUUCUCCUCCGCUCAGCUCGAGACCAGCUGACGACAGGCAAAGCAAUCAUUUCACCAGCACAGUCCAAUGCUCCAAUGCUUCAGCAGAACAUUCAUCAGUGCAGACUGGAAAGGAUAAGGAAGCCCCAACAAGUGCUGCAUCACUAACCAGAACCAGUUCUUGCAUUCCAGCAAACAACCCCCUGGUGACGCAGUUGCUGCAGGGAAAAGAGGUUCCACUGGACCAGAUCCUCCCAAAACCCCUAUCCAACACGGACAUUCGGGUGUCGGCCCUAGCGUCUGGAAGUAAGGGGAAAGCGACACAUUUCGUUGAUCAUAAAGGAGACAGGCACGUGUCUCUGCAAGCCAACACCGCCGUACGAGCCGCAGAAUGCACAAAACAUCACCGGGAACUUCCCGAUAAGGAAACCCAGGAGCAGAUCCUGCAGACGCUGAUGCAGAGAAAUGCUCAGCAACAGAGCCAGCCGCCUGGAGGCGCAGGGCCGCUGCCCGCACACCACAGGGUUCCGCAAAUGCUGCACGCACAGGAGUGUCGGGAGCAGUCCAGAGUGUUGGUUGGCUUUCUGGGCCGGAGGAAGAUCCCCAAGCCGGCCAUGACAGGACAUUACCUGCUCAACGUGUCCACGUACGGUAGGGGAUCAGAGAGCAGGAGACUGCAGCUUUCAGUCUGCCCCAACAAGUCUGCUUUGAAGAGGGAAAGCACAGACGGAAAGGAGACAGCUAAGACGGAAGAACCAGCGAAGAAAGAUCUCGCGUCCGUCACUAGAGUGAAAACCGAGCAGCAGGGAUGUGCUGUUACCAGGGCCGACGACCCGGAAAGUUUUCAGCACUGCUCUGGCGUAAAGACCGAGCCUGGAUCCGAGAGCAGUGGAGCCGGCGGUGCCGACAAUGGCGUCGCCAGUGCUAAAGCCAAAGACAGCAGUCCGUUUUCUCCGGCGCACCGAAGUCACCUCGAACUCCGCAAUAACAAUCAAGGAAACUCUGAGCCAUAUCUUUCCCUCAUGGACCCCAGUCACCAGCAGCUGACUGCCUUUCAAAGGACGCUCGACAAUCAGGAGUCGGCAGUAGCCUCCAGCUACGGCGGCACCAUCAGCAUGUCUGUACCUCACACUCUGAACCACAGCGCCGCGGGCACCGCCUCUUCCGCGCCCUCAUCGGAGGUCGACGGCGGGGGCAUCUGUGGGAGCGUCAUGUCGUUCUCAGUGACUGUCACCACGAUACCAGCCGGUCACGCGCUAGACCACGGCAAUCAGGGCGAACCCUCGCGCGAGCAGUCCUUCAUCGAGGGCGCCAACAUGGAGGACGUUCAGUCGAAAUGCUACUGCCGACUGAAAGCGAUGAUCAUGUGCAAAGGCUGUGGAGCAUUCUGCCACGAUGACUGUAUUGGCCCUUCGAAGCUGUGUGUGUCAUGUUUAGUGGUACAGUGAAAUGGAGUUAAUAAUAACUAAACCAUGUAAGGGUUUCGUUAGGCAUGGGCCGGUAUGUGCAGCACAAUAUCAGGGUCACUUAGACAACAAAUUGAGAAUUUUUUUUUUUAUCUCUGUCCAUUUUAAGAAAGUCAAGCAUAAUGUUUAAAUACAAAAUAAUUUUUAAAAUGUCCAGAAGUAGUUAAUACUUUGGUUUUUUUAAUUAAAAAUGCUGAA